AUUCCAUUCUUCGUUUCCAUAUGUCAAAUCAAAAUAAGUCAAACAAGACUUUCGUUUUUAGGUUUUCGCGAAUAAUAAAUUAUUUAUUUCGUAAUUGUCAUGUAUUUGUGCUGUAGUACCUUAGCUUUACAGUAUAUAUCAUAAGAAGUGCUAUUUGAUAAAUUAAAAUGGAAGUUUCUGGUGGUGCAGAAGAAGGUUUCGUGAGGGAAUGGGCCCCUUGUUCGCAUAUUUUAAAUUUAAUUCCGCCUAGGAUACAGACUGGGAUAUUUUCUAACGAGUUGUGCCUAACAUGUGUGGACGCGGUGAGCGAGUACAUAGCCCUGGGGACCAACGUUGGGCUGGUGUAUUGGUACGAUCGGAAGAAAGGGAACAUUCAAAGACUGCGUUGCGAGGCGUCAACAUCUCCUAUAACAUAUGUGAAGAUAGUUAGCACAGUGGACUAUAUGGUUGGUGCAGGCAAUGCAGCUGGCCAGGUCAAUGUUUUCCAAAUACCUAAGGAGCAUCCCGAGAAUGUACCUGACACCUUCAAACCUAAGGUCGAACCCAAAGUUGAAAGAUACACAAUAGGAGAUUUACACAAAAGUAAAAUUACAGCGAUAGAGUGGUCCAAAAACGGUAUGAGACUGUUUUCGGGCGACAAGAACGGCGUCAUUAUUAUGACUGAAAUAGACUUCUAUAUGCACCUCUGUAAAUCGAUGGAGAUAGUGAACGAGGAACACGAGAUAGUGCAGAUGAGCUACUACCAGAACAGCUUGCUGGUGUCCAGCGUGUACCGGACCAUCGUCUGCGAGCGCCGCGACAACCGCUGGCACGUCAACCAGCUCGGCAAGAAGGAACGGAAGAGCCUGUGCGCGCUGGGCGCGGUGUUCCAGUACUCGUACGCGCGCGGCGGGCCCGUGGCGGCGUACUGCGCGCGGCCCGGCCUCCGCCUGUGGCGCGCCGACACGCACGGGAACGUACUGCAGACGCUGCUGUUUAAGGAAGCGAUAUCGAAUCCGUUGACAGUGGCGGAGUUAUUGAAUCCCCGGCAGCAGAAGCCGUCGCCGACGGGCCGCGAGUACAACCUGGGGCCGCUGCACGUGUUCCGCGAACAUUUCCUCGUCUCCCACAACGACCAGAUCCUCUACAUACUGGACCCUCGCUCCCUCACCGCUGUAGCUGUCGUCGAUGACUUCAGAAAGAUCCUGUCGGUGUCGGUGCACAAGGACGAGGUGUGGGUGCUGGAGGGCCCGCGGUCGCUGGUCCGCCUGGCGCACGCGCCCGAGCCCGCCGCCCGCGCCGCAGAGGAGCCAAUAAACUUGAUGACGAAAUCGCUGACGUCAUCGAUCCAGCAAGCAGUGAAUUCAGUCCGCGACUUCACGCACAUAGACCAGACGGUGCCCUAUAUAUCUAGCGUUCUAGAACAACCUAUAUCCAUGUUCACGAAGAACGAGAUUAUAGAGACUGGGACCGUGGCUAGUGCUGAGGAGUGCUUCGAACUCCCUCCCAUCAAACAUCUCCCUCACGACCUCUCGGAGAACGUACUAGAAUCCAUUGUGAAUGAGUUCAGAGAUGUGUCCAGUGACGCUGAGGAGAUCAGGCGCGUGAAGACUGAGGAGUUGCAGAGGAAGUUGAAGCUGUAUAAUAGUAUAAUGGAGAAGAAGUAUGAUGGGGAGUUGAUUCAUAGCAGCAGGCGCAGCAGGCGGCGGGAUGGCGGCUCCGGCGGGAGUACGCCCCGCAUGGCCACCCCGGUCAGGAAGGCGGACAAUGUUAGCUACAACAGCUCCUGUGUCAUGAAUAUGAGUACUUGCGGUACCAUACCCCAACCGAACGACGAACUACUGGAGAAGCAAAUAGAAGAGAAGGAGAAGAUACUAGCGAAGAUGUUGAACCUGGAAUCUCUCAGUAUAAACAGUCCGAAGCUAGACGCGGAGACACCGCCGCCGCCGGCGCCCACCUUCAGGCACGUUGACACACAACCCACCGAGGUAACGCCCAAACACAUCCCCAAACCAAAAACACCAAUAAAGGACCCUAGCCCCAUAGACUUAGUGCCCAAACUCGUACAACUACCCAACACGUGGAACUUAGAGAAUAUAGAAUUGAAAUUGGAAACGAAACAGAAUGGUUUCAAAGACCACUCGCUACUGUCCCCUGAUGAUCAUUUAGACAGCGAAUGGGAAAUAAUCUGAUACAGAAUGAUGUCUAAAUCUGGCUUGUUUUAUACACUGUGAAGUUAAAUGUAAAAUAUACCAGAUUUGGUUGUGCAAUCCAAAAGUUAAAGUUGUGUGUUACAAGGACUCAUUUUGUAUUUCUUAUGAAACAAAUGGUCGUAGUUUUCAGCUGAAAUACAUUUGCACUUUGCAAGCAUAAAUAAUGUAAGCUAUCCCACUAUUCAUAUUGUAUAUGCGAAAGUUUGUAUGUUUGUUUGUUAAUCCUUCACGCAAAAACUGCUGAAGGGAUCGGGAUCAAAUUUGGAACAGGGGUAGAUUAUGGCCUGGAAUAACACAUAAACUACUUUUUAUCCCACGGAAAUGCGGACGAAGCCGCUGGCAGAAGCUAAUUAGUUAUAUUUACAUGGUUAUAUCGCCAAUCAUGCCAUUAUUUGUCAAUAGUGUAUUAAAGCUAAGUUUUUUCCUAAUCGAGGUGUAAUAAUAAAUACACACGUAGGCAUCUUGUGUUUAUAAUAAUGCAAUUGUGAUAUUUGAUAAUUUAGUUAUGAUAACACAAUAUUUGAUUGCUUAUUUUGCCAUGAGGCAAGGAUUGUGCAACCGCUGAAUAAGUAUGACGACUUAUGAAUAGUUGUAUUUCCCAAUAAUUAUAAAUAUGUGUAAGCAAUGUUAUCGUACACGCAGCGUAUAGCUUAUGUGUUUUUGAUACAUGCAAUUUAUAUAAAAUUGUUAAAUUGGCAAUUGUUGUAAGUGUAAAAAGUAUUAUUACGUACGAUCACAAUUUUAUUUAGGUGAUACGGAUCAAAGUUUUUUAGGUUCAAUUUAUAUUGUAUCAUAAUAACAUUUGUCACAAAAAUGAUCAAGAAAUAUAUAAUAAUAUAAAGAUGAUAUGAGAUUGUAAACUUAUGAAAAUACAAAAUAGGUUUAUCGAAAUCAAUGCAAAAGAAACUAAAAUAUUUAUUACUUAGAUAGGUUUGUACUGCAGCAUAAGUAAUGCCCAAAAUCAACCAUUCUUGCUUUUUGACAGAACCUUCAUACGACUAAUGUUUAUUUUAAAGUAGGUACCGUAAGUGAAUAGUAAUCGAUUUAGAACAGUAGAUAUCCCUCUAGAAAAAUGCAUUUAAAAUUAGGUUACAGACAUGAAUGGCAAUAUCAAUAUAUCAGAUAAAUAAAUAUAAUAGUUUAGUUAUAUCCCUGAUACAUAGUCAUAGUUUGUAAUGGAAGAACAAUUUAUUCUAGUAUUUGUUUGUAUGUAUGAAGGUUUAGUAUUAAUUUUGAGGCUUAUGUUUAAGUGUAAAGUGUGCCCUUACUAUGAUAAUACCCUUUUUGGCGAAUGCUAAUGGCAUUGUAGUGGUCUAAGCCAUGGAGGUAUAAUUGAAAAAGGUUUCAUACAUUUUUAAAUCAGGAUAAUCCUUAUGAUACAUAGGCAAUUAAGUUAUUACCAUUCUUUUGUGUGAUUGCAAGAUAUUGAUCACACUAGGAAUUGCUCCGUACGGAAAUUGAACCUGUGACUCGUUGCGCAGUAGGUGGUCGCUCAGUAAAAGCGCUAACUGUGCAAUCAAUAUGAUCAUACUAUUAUUUUUAUAUGUAAAUGCUCAUUAUGUAAAAUGCUUAAAAAUACUACAACUGAAUAAUUGUUUUAUCUUGGACCUUCAAUAGAAUGAUAGAUAUACCUUUGGCACGUUUUUAUACAAGUCCAGUUGUUAAUAGGUAUCACUGGAAUGUCCUAGAAUCGCAUUUAUUUAAAUAGGAGGAAUUGAAUUGUCAGUUAAUGAUUUUGGUAAAGAUUUUUUAAGUAUAAGUAGGUUUAGGAGACCAAUCUGAAGCGAUAUCUGUAUUCUCAUUGUAAAAAGAUAUUCUGUGUUGUCUACAGCUCUCUAAAAACGUCACAAUUAUUAUUAUUUCGUGUAUUUUUUUUAUGUUGAUGUACGAUGUAGGUGAUGCAAUCAAAUCUAUUUUAAGUAUUCUAAAUUUAAUUUAACUUUGAAUCUAAAUUGGAUGUUACUAAAUCAGUAUUUAUUUGAAAAACGUAUUAUUUAAUUUGUAAUCUUUUUGAAUUUUCCAAAUUUUAUUUUUAGGUUUAUUUUUUUUUUAGUUUUUACAAAAAAAGUAAAAGAUAAUUCAAUAAAUUAUUUAUUUUGAAUAUUAUAAUCUACUCGUUUGAAUAUCUGAGAUCUCCUCUCUGAAAUAUGCAAGCUAUGUAAUGUUUUUAUGUUAAUUACAAGAUCGUGGUACUUUUGGUCCCCAUAUACUCAAAUUUGCUUUGUCCCAAUACCUAUGUACGUAAAAUGUUUGUGCCCUCACUAAUAUUUAUAGUAGACAAGUAUAAGAGUUUUUGCAUUUCUUGUGUCCGCAGCUCUAAUAUUUUGUGUCAUAAAGAUUUGUCUCGUAUUUUAUCCUACUAAUAUUGUAAAUGCAAAAGUUUAUAUGUUUGUUUGUUACUCCUUGACGUCAAAACGACUGAAGGGAUCGGGAUGAAAUUGGGAACUGGGGUAGAUUAUGGUCUCGAAUAACACACAGUUUACUUUUUAUAACACGAGACCGCGCGCGAAGCCGCUGACAGAAGUUUUAUAAAAAAGUUUAUUAAAUCGAUAAAAUGAUUUUACAAUGCAAAGAAAAAAAUAUCUACUGCUACAUACUCCAUUAUAAUUAUGUAUUUUACAACACACCUGUAGGUACCAUGGUAAAAUAUAAACUUCAGUUUUGAAUUAAAAAUGUUGAUUCUUGUGUCUGUAGUUUUUAAGUAAAAUAAGUUCCACAUGAUACACGAUAGAUAUUAGUUACUUUGUCUAAUGUUCCAUGCAAACAUCACGCAAUUACUUGUAGUGGGUCGACAGCGGUGUACAAUUAGUAUACUCACUUUAUGCAUAAUAAAACACGUACUUAGUAGUUUUUUUUUUAUAUAUUUUCGAAUUAAAUUAUUUGUUUUUAUAUAUGCUUUUUUGUUAUUUCGAAUUUUUUAUAAAAUAUAUUUUUAUUUACUGUGUUGAUAUUCAAAAUUUUGUUUCGUUUGUUUGAAAAAUCUCAUUUUACAUAUAAUGUAAGACAGCUAAAUGGCUGAAAAAUAUAAUAUUUGCACGGCGGUCACGCUACAAAUGUAUAAAUUGUGAUUUGUUUUUGGCUGA
This is a messenger RNA of Spodoptera frugiperda (fall armyworm), 5275 nucleotides long. Its product is annotated as WD repeat-containing protein CG11141. The record is from RefSeq and is a predicted model, not a curated record. Gene Ontology annotation, molecular function: protein binding. Lineage: Eukaryota; Metazoa; Arthropoda; Insecta; Lepidoptera; Noctuidae. The transcript is spliced from 9 exons. Bases 168 to 2171 code for a protein of 667 amino acids.